AUGCAAUUAGAAUUGCUCCGUGAGUCAGUAAAUAUACCCAGAAAAAUCAAGACAAUAAUGGAGGAAAUUGGGUUUUUGGGGAUGGGAAUAAUGGGGAAAGCUAUGGCCAUGAACUUGCUUCGCAAUGGAUUUAAGGUCACUGUUUGGAAUCGCACGCUUUCUAAGUGUGAUGAGCUAAAAGAGCAUGGUGCUUCGGUAGGGGAAAGUCCUGCAGCAGUUGUAAAGAAGUGCAAGUACACAAUUGGAAUGCUAUCUGAUCCUCCUGCAGCUCUUUCUGUGGUGUUUGAUAAAGGUGGUAUUCUUGAGGAAAUCAGCAGUGGAAAAGGUUACAUUGACAUGUCAACAGUUGAUGCUGAAACCUCUUCUAAAAUCAGCGAGGCAGUAAUAGCGAAAGGUGGUUCUUUUCUUGAAGCUCCGGUCUCUGGAAGCAAAAAACCUGCUGAAGAUGGACAAUUGGUUAUCCUUGCUGCUGGUGAAAAGGGAUUGUAUGAGAAAAUUGUUCCUGCUUUUGAUGUAUUGGGGAAGAAGUCGUUUUUCUUGGGAGAGGUUGGAAAUGGAGCAAAGAUGAAACUUGUAGUUAAUAUGAUCAUGGGAAGUAUGAUGAAUGCUUUCUCAGAGGGACUUGUUCUUGCUGACAAAAGUGGACUUAGCCCUAAAACUCUUCUAGAUGUAUUGGAUCUUGGUGCAAUUGCCAAUCCAAUGUUCAAAAUGAAAGGACCUUCAAUGAUCCAAAACAGCUACAACCCUGCAUUUCCAUUGAAACAUCAACAGAAGGACAUGAGGUUGGCUCUUGCCCUUGGUGAUGAGAAUGCAGUAUCAAUGCCCGUGGCAGCUGCCGCCAAUGAGGCAUUCAAGAAGGCUAGAAGCACUGGUUUAGGAGAUCUUGAUUUUUCAGCUGUUUAUGAGAUUUUCAAGGUUACCCAACCCUCGCCAUGAUUGAUGAUCAUGUUUCAACUAAAUGGUGAAGGAAGUAUUAUGAUUCAAAUCGACCAUUGUUUUGUUUUGGAUCUGUUAAAUUUAAAACAAGUUAUGGAUACUUCAUUUAUCUAUAGAUUAAACCGAAGCUAAAAUAUAUCAUCUUAAAUCGAGUUUGUGGUUUGGAUGCGUGUUUUCUACAUGGGUGGUAUUUGAUUAUCGUGAUUUCAAAAGUCGACUAGAAUAGUUCUUUUAGGUUAAAAAAGAACUCGAAACUUGAAAACAAUUUCAAAAAAAAAUUUCAUGGGUAUUUUUUUAUUUUUUUG
Molecule: messenger RNA, 1241 nt
Organism: Lactuca saligna
Lineage: Eukaryota; Viridiplantae; Streptophyta; Magnoliopsida; Asterales; Asteraceae
Source: the annotation of a GenBank genome assembly